GAAUCGGCUUUUCUCUUCCUCCUUUGUCUGCUGGAUGUCUGUAAAAAUGUCCGGGUUUGACCAUAGUUCAGAUUUUCCCAUGGAGGUCAAGCAGCUGUUAGUGCAUGAUGAAGAGGUUCUCUGUGAGCAGCAGGAGCAGAGCUCCGGUCAGAACCAGGUGGUUAGCAUCAAAGAGGAACCAGAAGAACUGUGGAGCAGUCAGGAGGGAGAGCAGCUUCAAGGGUCAGGUCCGGCUGGUAUCAGCAUGUUCACUUUUGUUCCCAUCCCUGUUAAGAGUGAAUAUGAAGAGAACCCUCAGUUUUCACUGCAUCAUCACAGACAGAGUGCACAAAUGGAAACAGGAGCUGAUGAAGAGAACAGUGAAGGAGCAGAGGCAACCAGGUAUUUUAAUCUAGAGAGAGACUUCAAAGCAGAGGCAGAGGUCAAGACUGAAGAUUGUUCUGAAGCCGAGACUGAUGACAGUUCUGAUUGGAAUGAGACGCCAGAAGACCAGUCUGGUUUGAACUCAGUGGAAAACAUCAAGGCAUCAGAGUGUCAGGAAAAUGACGUAGAGGAGAAAACGGAGAUAAAGCUAGGAUUAAAACAAGAAGACUGUGGAGGAUCAGAACAAGCUAGAAUCUCAGAUUCAAAUAGCAGAGCACAACCACUGACUGAAGGGAAUCCUUCACCUUGUGUUGAUGAUUUGACAGAGACACACGAACAGCAGGCAGCUUUAGAUUUUAUGGAAAAUGUUGAAAAUAAAAGAAUUGAUAGUUGUAAGAAAUUGCAUAGCUGCCCUGAGUGCAGCAAAAGAUUUACCAGCAAACAUAGUCUUGCAGGACAUAUGAGAAUUCACCCAGGAAAGGGACAUUUCAACUGCUCAGAGUGUGAUUUAGUAUUUAGAGGAAAAGAAAGUAUGAGCGUACAUAUGACAGUCCACAAAGUAGAGAAACCCUUCAGCUGCUCAGAGUGUAAUAAAGUAUUUGCUGGAAAUGCAAGUAUGACUGAACAUAUGAGAAUACACACAGGAGAGAAACCCUUCAGCUGCCCAGAGUGUGAUAGAAAAUUUCGCUUAAAAAGAAUUCUGGCAAUACAUAUGAGGACUCACACAGGAGUGAAACCUUUCAGCUGCUCUGAGUGUAACAGAAAAUUUCGCUUGAAAAGUAGUCUGGCAAUACAUAUGAGAAUACACACAGGAGAGAAACCCUUCAGCUGCUCUGAAUGUGGUAAACAAUUUCGACAAAAAGGAACUAUGACUGUACAUAUGAGAACUCACUCAGGAGUGAAACCCUUCAGCUGCUCAGAGUGUAAUAAAGUAUUUACUGGAAAAGCAAGUAUGACUGAACAUAUGAGAACGCACACGGGAGAGAAACCCUUCAGCUGCUCAGAGUGUGAUAGAAAAUUUCACAUUAAAAGUAGUCUGGCAAUACAUAUGAGAAUACACACAGGUGAGAAACCCUUUGCCUGCUCUAAAUGUGGUAAACAAUUUCGAGAGAAAGGGAAUAUGACUAAACACAUGAGAAGUCACUCACACUUAAGCUGCUCUGAGUGUGGCGGAAAAUUCAGUGACAGAAGGAGUUUGACUGCACACAUGUGUAGUCACAAAGGGGAGAAACCCUUCAGCUGUCUUGAGUGUGAUAGAAAAUUUAGUCAAAAAGGACAUUUGACUGUCCAUAUGAGAAUUCAUGAAGGGGAGAAACCCUUCAGCUGCUACGAGUGUGAUAAAAGAUUUUUCCUCAAAGAUACUCUGAAACAACAUAUGAAAACUCACACCAUAGAGAAUCCCUCUAGCUGCCCUUAAACAGUAAAAUGCUAUAUCCAUGUGUUGUAUUUCAAUUUUGAUAUGGAACAUGAAGGUGGUGCAAUAAUUGUAAUGUUAGUGACUAAAAGUUUGCUUGGCUUUAUCAGUUUGGGUAUCGCAGGUGUGGUGGUGGUCAUGCUUCAGAGACUCUUCAAAAACAAACUGAGGAGAAACGAGGCAGAAACAAGAGCAGGUGAAGAGAAUUCUGGAGGACAAGAAGCAGCAAGGAACUCAGACCCAGAGAGACAUUCGUAACCAGAACCCAAGGUCAAGACUGAACUCUUUUCUGAACCUGAGUACAAAGACGAUGAUUAUUGGAAAUCUACUUGGGUUUCUUUUUUUUCAGACAAUUUAUUGUAAGAGAUGUUUUUUACCUAGACAUGUUUCGACUGUCAUCUGCAGUCUUCCUCAGAAGCGUCAGCUGCCGCUG
Molecule: messenger RNA, 2210 nt
Organism: Cheilinus undulatus (humphead wrasse)
Lineage: Eukaryota; Metazoa; Chordata; Actinopteri; Labriformes; Labridae
Product: gastrula zinc finger protein XlCGF57.1-like
Exons: 2
Coding region: 35-1780 (581 amino acids)
Biological process (GO): regulation of transcription by RNA polymerase II
Molecular function (GO): RNA polymerase II cis-regulatory region sequence-specific DNA binding; DNA-binding transcription factor activity
Source: RefSeq, a predicted model, not a curated record